Molecule: messenger RNA, 2484 nt
Organism: Penicillium pulvis
Lineage: Eukaryota; Fungi; Ascomycota; Eurotiomycetes; Eurotiales; Aspergillaceae
Product: putative PHD transcription factor
Exons: 2
Coding region: 1-2484 (827 amino acids)
Biological process (GO): positive regulation of DNA-templated transcription
Cellular component (GO): Set1C/COMPASS complex
Source: RefSeq, a predicted model, not a curated record
AUGACACCGGAUAUGGAGGCCGCGGGUCGCGUAACACAUGUGAAUGGGUUCGCCGACAGCGCAAAGACCACCAACACGAGUGUUAACCCGUACGAAACCAGCCCAGACCAUAUUCCGCGUGACGACCCCUUUCUCGCCCAAAGCGCACAAUAUGGACGUUACACCCCGCAACCCAACGAUUUCACCCCUCACCACAAGCACUGGUACCACUCUGACCCCGAUGCGAACGCCUUUUGGGUGGGAGUUGCCGAGAAAUUCUGCACCCCGGAGCACUCGCUAAACAUCACGGGGCCCAGGGAAGGAUUCGCUGCAGGCAGCGUGAUCAUAUGGGUUGACCGCGAGUCCGCUGCUGGCGCAGCUGCAGAAGUGUUUUCUUGCGUGAAUGCUAAUGAAUUGUCUGCGGCACGAAAAGUUGAGGAGCCACUCAGAGAGAUCGGCGUUGCAGUUCCAGUGACAUAUUUUUGUGGGACAAUCGAAGGGCGGAACGUAACAGUGGAAUCUCGAAUCCCUGGAGUCUCGCUCGAAGUUGCAGGUCGAUACCUCACCCCGAAACAGAUCAAUGUUUUCAAAAACCAGACUCGCCAAAUCCUACAAAUACUCGCCUCCAUCGACGCCUCCCUCGACGAACCUACUUAUGUCUGCCGCGGACUCAACUCCCAGGAACCGCCCUCCCGCCAGGAAUCAGAGCGUACCAUACUAUUCGCCGAGAAGAAUACGAAGGAGGAGCUGUGUUUCACUCAUAAUGAUUUGGUGCCAGCGAAUAUAAUUGUGAAAGAUGACCGGGUUGUGGGCGUUACUGGCUGGCGACAAAGUGGAUUUUUCGGCUUUGAGAGAGCGAAAAAGAUACACCGGUUAUUAAGGAAUACAGAUCUGCCUAAGCCGAAGGGCGGCAAGGGUACGACAUGGUCAGAUCUCUACGAUGGUGAUUACGAUCCGAGCCAAGGUACACUGGUCGCAAUCAAAGAUACCCCUCUUCCAUCAGUCAAAACAGAACCUAACGGGGAUGAUUUUGAAACCAAGUCUUUUGGGGGUGAUGGCACGAAUGACUAUGCGACCUCGAAGAAACUUUCCAAUCUCAGAAAUGGCGUGAACUCCCGAGCAUCAUCUUCCGAUCGGUCCUCGCCCGCAAACUCUGUGAAGCCCCCGGCAAAAAAGGGACCUGCCAAAAAGAAGCCCGUGGCCAAGCGCAAGGCGAAUGAACCAGAUGCAGAUAGUCUGGAUGGACGCCGAUCCAAUACUCCUGCAUCUCGCACGACCAAAAUACCUGGUCACAAGCAGGAUUCUGUGUCUAUUGCAGGAUCUCCUGCGCCCGAAUUAAAGAAAAACCCUAAAAAGCGUACCAAGCGGCCAACCGAGGAAGACGACGAGGAAGAGUCAGAUGAAAACGCUCUUUUCUGUAUCUGUCGACGACCCGACAAUCAUACAUGGAUGAUCGGGUGUGAUGGUGGAUGUGAAGAUUGGUUCCAUGGAAAAUGUGUCAAUAUCGAUUCUCGAGACUCUGAAUUGAUCGAGAAGUACAUAUGCCCAAACUGCAGUGAGAAUGGCAAACGCUGCACCACGUGGAAACCAAUGUGUCGUCUCCUUGAGUGUCGUAAGCCAGCGCGCGUUGCGCAGAAGAGCAAAUACUGCUCUGAUGAGCAUGGUCAUGAAUUCAUGCGCCGUCAAAUUUGCAACCUCAAAUUGGCGCCUGACAGAAAAGGACAAGAGGACCUAGGUAGCAUGGGCGGUAUUCUCACGCCUGGCGAUCUCCGGGCAGCAAUUCUCGGGGUGAAGUCUGUGGCAGAGUUUAGGCAACUUGGUGAUAAAAUUCUGUCACCGUCACCAGAAUCCAUCAAGGAAGACACUCCCAGUGGUGACAUCCCCAAUGGUGACACGAAAGAGAAGUCACCACCGGAUACUAAAAAUGAAUUCGAUAUCGACGCACACAAUGUUGAGUAUUCAGUCGAGGAAGCGGCUAAAAUCGAAAAGAUCCGGGCACGACGCAAUGAACUCCUCCACCGCAAAGAGAUGCUUGCUGCUCGUACAAAAUUCGUGACCCUUUUACGCCAGAGAGCUAAGGGCCUGGUAGAAAGGUUGAAGCAGCAGGAGCCAAAAGGCGGGUGGAAGGACAUUUGCGGGUUUGACAUGCGACUCGCAUGGUCUGACCAAGAGUUCGAUGAUUGGCGUUUGUCCGAAGCUGGAAAACUUGCUCUCGCGGAAGGAACAGUUCAAGCUCUGGCUUCUAGCUACCCUGCUGACGAGGACACACCAAUGGGCGGUACAGCAGAAGAGGAAAUGAACUUCUUAACCCGCGGAGUCUGCAUCAAGAAACGUUGCGAGAGACAUAAGCAAUGGACAAAGGUGCAACAACAGGAUAUCGUGUUCGAAGAAGAUACCGCAGACCAAGAUCUCGCUCAGUGUGCCAUAGACGCACGCUCCGUCGCUGAGAGAGCUGUUCUGCGGAGGUGGGCGGAAAGAGAAAACAUGCCAACAAAUGCGAGCUAG